Molecule: messenger RNA, 1410 nt
Organism: Phyllotreta striolata
Lineage: Eukaryota; Metazoa; Arthropoda; Insecta; Coleoptera; Chrysomelidae
Source: the annotation of a GenBank genome assembly
ACCAAACUUAAAUGAAAAUUUUAACGUUUAUUGUUUGUCUUGUGAGCGAUAAGUUAGUUUUUUCAUAUGAAAAUUGGUACAUUUCUUAAAUUAAUGACCAUAUGGAUUCACAACCGUUGCGCGUGUUGCAAAAGAAAAGAACUACAAAUUUUCGCGAGGAUGAGACAAAAUUGUUAAUACAACUUUGGGGUAGUCCUCAAAUACAAAACAAAUUAUACCUCACACAUCGUAAAGCCCCCGUUAUGCGGCUAUUGGCAGCCAAUAUGCAACACCGUGGAUUUUACAGAACGCCCGACGAAAUCAAGACCAGGCUCAGGAACCUCAAAUGCCUCUAUCACAGGAUUAAGAGGUCGAUGCAAACGGGCGUCGGCAGGGGCACAGUUGAUCCCGAUUGGCCUCAUUACAAAGCCAUGGACGACAUUCUCAGCAAAAAGAACCCCAAUAGGCCGCAGGAUAUUUACAAAGAAGGCAACAUCUUCGAGGGACCCAGAUGCGAAGACAUCAAACAGGAAUUGAUGGAGGAAGAAAUUGAUAUUAACGAUGACAUGGAGUCUUACAGUACAAAUAGCGUAGGGUCAGAAGUGGACGCGGAAUUCGAAGAGGAGCCCCAUCAAUUGCCACCACUAACUCCUGCUCCUCAAAUACAUCCAGAGAAGCAGAAAGAUGACAACGAACCUAUCAAAAUAGCCCCAAAACCGAUGCCCAACCAAACUAAAGUCGCCACAUCUACAGGAAAUAUCCAAAUCCCAUUAGGUACCACUAUAAAACAGAAUACAGUCGGCGGAACUUCAUCAAUUCCAUUUCCUUUGCUUAUAUUAAACGGAAUGCCCAAUCAGAACGCUCAAUUGAAUCAACAGAAGAAAGACGAUAAAACUCCAGGCAAACAACAAGACGUGUCUCUUCUCCUGAAGAGCCUAAUCGACAUCCAAGAAGAGACCCUGAAGGUGGAGAAGGAGCGCCUGGAGAUCGAGAAGCAGCAGCUCGAGUUCCACAAACUGGUCGGCGCCCAGCUGCUCACACUGUUGCCGAUCUUCGGCGGUUUGGUGCAGAAGCUGCCCUUUCCGAACAACAACGAGGAGGAGGCGAAGAACGAGAACGAGGGGGAGCCGAGGAACGGCAAGAAGCGCAAGUACUCGGACGGCGAGUUGGACAUCCUCAAGGACAGCAAAAUCCUGAGGAACGUGCUGGAGGAAGGGAUCAAGAAGUACAUGCUGGGCGAUAGGGAGACGAUGACGGAAUGUCGAAUUAAAAUCGAGCCGGAUUGCGACGAUGUAUAGUAAUUAUAUGAGAUGUGAUAUAUGACUUUUUUACAUUCCGAACUUGUGAUUUUCUUUUCGUAUGUUUUAGUAAUUUAUUUUAUUUAUUUGUGGCUUAUAAGAUUUUGUUAGAACGUUUGAAUAUACACUGCAG